AUGGAGGGGGAUGAGAGCUCUGAUAACUUACGGGGCCUCUACCAGGACCUGUCGGCCUUGUCCAGGUUUGCUCUUCCAAAUGCAGAGAGACUUGUGGCCGAAUUGGAAGCAACGCUUCAAGACUUUCGCAGACUUCUAGACAGGCCAUCCAAAAACAACGACAGCAGAAAAACUGUCCUUUCUGGCAAAAUUAAGCUCGCCGAUGUUGAAUAUGAGGUCAAUCUGGAGUUCCAACAAGAAGUCCUUCAGGUAGCAGAUGCAUUGGAUGUUGACGAGAUCGAAGCUGCGCGUUACUAUAUACGCGCCCAGUCCGACUCCAAGAAGCUAGAUCGAUCCCCCAUCGUCAGCUCUAUAAUCCGUUUUCAUGAACAAAGGGAAUUCGUCCUAGAAUGCCUGCGGCUAAUCCUCCACGAGUCAUUCGAGGUAGAACGAGAAGAAACCCAGCUUCUUAUGAAAGAAUAUGUAGCAUCCGUGCUUGAAAUUCAGAAUGGGCCUUUGCGAAAUGGAUCACUCUUUGCUAGAAAAUGCAUGGAUGCCAUGACGGACAUUGAAAAAUGGCUGGUUCUCUUGGGGGAACAGAUACAAAAGGCAUCCAUCGUUGGGCAGUCGCAGGAAGCUGAUAUUCUUGAGGUUAUUGAAUAUCAGCGGCAAAGUCUUGGGAAACAACAUGAAUCCUUAGGAGCCAUCAUUGACAAAUUCGACAUGCUUCUAGUACAUUAUAUUCCCUCGAUUAUUGCUGCGACGUCACAGUAUGGCUCAUCGGAAGGGCAAGGGAUUGAUGAUGCGAGAUCUUUACACAAAGUGAUUACCGAGUCAAAAGAUUCUCAAAGCUGGGUACUUCCUCAAUUCCACGCUGCGACCAUAGUUUUUUGGCUAGCAGAAUAUAGUGGUUGGUACUUUGAUAGUGGCGCGGCAGGGCCCCUCCAAGGUAUUAACACUGCUGAUGAGUCUGCGAAGCUAUCAAAAGCUCUUCUCGCUGCCCUUGAAGAUGGUGGUUUUCACUUCAUACUUAGCAUCUGUGCUGGGGUUGGUUUGGACGAAUGGAAAAACAUGGAAAGGAAUGAGUUGGUUACGUUAUUGUUGAAGGAGGGAAUCCGGCUUACACCCGAACCCGACGAUCCUUCACCAUAUUUUCAUACCAUACUCAUGGAGAGUAUCGAAGGGUUUACUGAGUCUCUGAUUGCCAACAUGCCUGAUGCUAUUAGAAUGCUAAAAUCGGAGGAAGAUACCCAGCGGUUAGAUCAGAUUACUGCACUCAGGGACUCGGUUUCCCCAAAUCUACACCGAGGGCCAGUGGAGGUUCGCAUGCAUUUAGAAUGCUUACUCACAAUUAUUGCUUUCUCCUUUGACGGUAGAAACGAUGCCGCUCAAGAGUUCUGGCUAGACCCUGACGGUAAUCUAUACGGGUUUCUCCAGUGGGUAUCGAAACGUCAAACAGUUCCUCGUGCUAGUGCAUUCUGUGAGAUGCUAUGCUCUAUUUCUGGAGGGGAAGAGAACUCCGCUGCCGCACACAAGUUCCUCAUUGAUGAAGAUUCUUUGUCCUCCGCAAAAUUCCGAAGGUCCGCUUCCAUGAACUGGACCCAAAUGUUCGCUGAAAUUCAUCUAUAUGCGGUGAGAAUCACAGAGCGUCCGUCUACAACCCAGUCUUCGACACUUCGUCUACGUAAACUAGAAGUCCCGGAUAUUGAAGAACCCGAGAGCCCAAUCAUGCUUACCAGCUAUCUGCGUCUCAUUAGCCAUCUUUGCAGAGAGAAUGGUAAAAUACGCGAUUGGAUUUUGCAACAUCAGACCGUCAAUUUAAUCCCAAUGCUACUUACACUCUGCGGCGCAUCCAUUCCUCAACACCUUAGGGCAGCUAUUUUUGUUACAUUACGUUGCCUGAUGAUAGAUCGAACAUCGGCCCAUUCAAACGAAAUGUGGACUUCCCUUGACAAUUGCAUUUCUAGCUCAGGCUCCCUUCCACUAGCACUAUCUCGACUACCUUCUCUGUCUAGUCCUCCAGUACGAAAUGAACGACAUGCUUUCCAACGCAUCACAGAGAGCUUUGAUCAAAUGAAUACGUUUGUUGAAAUGCUAAAUAAUCUGGUCACACCCGUAUCUGACGCUCUAGAGUCUCAAUUGACCCUACCAUUCCCAGAGUCUUUGGGAUCCUCGUACCGAAUGCCUGGUAUUGAGCCAUAUAUUGAUUAUGUUAUGGGCCAGGCUUUUGCAAAUAGAAGUGCCAUGUCAGAAGAUAAGGAGUCACACCUUUUGCAGUGGAAUUGUAUGAACUUUGCCGCUACAUGUCUGGAGUCUUUUAACGACAACCUUGUUAGCAUUGUUAGCCAGCCAUCAAUAUCCGCUCAACCAAACUGGAAAGUUACGUUUUCAACUUAUCUUCGCUUACAUCCAUUCUCCCGUGUUAUGGAGUGGCUAUUCAAUGAAGACGUGCUGAGGGUCCUGUUUUCAUGCUCUCAUAGGGAUGCAGAUGGAGUUUCCAAAGCCUCUUCGAAUUCUAUAUUGGUUUCCAGUUUGGUUCGGAGUAUUGAUAUUAUGAAUCUGAUCCUUGAUCACCAGCCUACAUAUUUUCACAUUGUGCGGCCAAUGAUCAAGAGUACUGGGCAAGACUCGUCUUUCAACAUUGCUAAUUCUACUCUCGCAUGCUUUGAGGACUGUGUCAUCGAUAACUUAGGAUUGAUUUCUGAUCUAUGCCUUUAUUGUGGAACCGGACACCCUCAACUAACCCUAACGUCAUUGGCCCUUUUGGAAAAGCUGUCUGCUUCCCGCAAGCUGAACAAGUCUUCCAAUAUAUCAUCCAGAUGGCAAUCUACUAACCAGAUGGUUGAACAACUAAACUCGAAUGUGGAAGCAGAUCGGGUUGCUCGAUCUCUAGCAUCCCAGAUAGAUGUAGACAUGCGAGAAUUAGAGAGUGGCCCGGACUCGUCAGGUUAUCUUAUUAAGAUGGGAUUGCUUCAGCUAUUAGAUAAGUGUCUCAAGAUGUCGCCGGAAAAGCCGACUAUCGCGCAUCUUCUCCUCGGUUUCUCCUGCCUUGGUAAUACACUUGAUAUUUCGUCCGACAGCUUGUUCGAGAAUGGAAUCUCCCUUCUACACUCUAUACUCGAGUUCGUCAAAUCUUACCCGCUCGGGACAGAUGGAGCGAUUGUUUCCUGGAUGAUACAUCUCAGACGCCUAGGCUUUCAGGUUUUAUUGAACUUAUGGUCUUCGCCUCUUUCAUCCAACCUUACUUUACCAUACCUUCGUGCUGGUCAGUUAUUGCCAGUACUACUCAUCUCCCAACCUGUCGUUACUGCAGACACAUUAUGGGAUGACUUCCGAACAAAUGAACCCCAUUUCUGGCUGUCGUCAUCACCUAGCGCUCUAUCUGAGUUACUCAUGCUCCGCACUCUACUCUAUGAAUAUGCGACAACAGAGAUACGGGCGGUAUAUAAGCAGAGUUCUCCAUCUCUCCAGAGGGAUACGUUACGGACAAUUUUGGGCAACACAGUAGCCGAAGGUGACCAAACUAUUGAGCAUCCAUCUUUGUUCGAUCUUUUUGAUUUUGCGGAUAUUGAUAUCGACUUUUCUUAUACGCGGCCUGAGCUACAGUUCUUUGGGAACAUUGACGUUGAAAAUUGUGUGAAAACGCAGGAGGAUGGAGCGGUUGUUCUAUAUGACAUAGAAGCGCUCCAGGAACUGCUUCAACUCGUUAAAGAGGAUCUUGUUGCAGAUGGUGUAGUAACACCGCAAAACGAGGAGCAGGUAAUUGUUGAAAAAGAAAAAUUAUUACUGUUUCUACGUGCCACCAACGAAUUCCGCUAUGUUCGGUUCAAUCGAUUCAUUGCAUUGAAAGCCUGGACAGAACUCGUGACAAUAAUUGCCGUUACUUGCAAAAUGGAUCCUGCAUAUCUAGCUACAUUUAUUCAACAAACCCUACAACUCAUACUUCCCAAAUUUGAGUCAUCUAUUGUCGGGAACUCGGCAGAGGCUAUAGAGCUAGCACACCUUGGAGAGACCCUUAUCGAUGGACUUGAUAAAAUUCCUAGCAAUACGAACGGGGAUGUCAUUGACGAGCGAUUAGACUACUUAUUCCAGGUUUGCAUAAAUGGCAUCCCGCAAACAUCUGACAACAUUAUAUUGAGGGAAAGCCUUUAUCAGAUAUGUUCAAAACACCUUGCCCGGGUCACCGCAUCGGACUCGACGAGUGGCAGGUUCAAAGAGCAUGCGCAUAACGCUAUCAAAGUCGCAGGGCCUACACUCAUGGAAACCAUUUGUGAUGAUGCGUACGGCGGCAGUGAGACAUGUAGAGUCUCUGCUUUGGUAUUGCUAAAUCUAUUAGGUACCCUUGACCAGCAGAGAAAUUCUUCACUGCUUGUCAACUUGAUUACUCACUCCAACUAUCUCGGAAUGUUCCUCGACGUGCUAAGAAUGAUGCCUUCGGAGUUCCGAAGUGCCAAAGCUGCAGAUACCGCACAGCUUCUGCUGUUUUACGAAUCACAGCUAUCCCUUCUUCAACAACUCUCACAGACAAAGGCCGGUGCAGCACAGCUCUUGGAUGCGGGUCUAUUCCAGGCAGUGAAGGAAUCGCAGUUGUUUUCUGCUGAUCCAGACAUAGGCAUCGACAUUGAUAACAGUGACGCGCUUCAACGAUAUUAUGACUUGCUUUUAUCAGUUCUCCAAGUGAUUGUUUCCACCGUCUUUGCCCGAGGGCUACAUAACCAAGCCAUAUGUGAUCAGACAAGGACAUUCCUUUCUGAGAAUAGGCAAAGCAUGGUUGGUAUAUUCAAGCGAUGCGCAAAGAGUGGAAGCUUGGAUGAUCCCAACAUGAAAAAGUGCCUGGAAAACCUGGCGAAAUCGUACACUGUAUUGAUUGCAUCUGUCGACUUUCUAGAUUACGAAGAUAACCAGUCGACCAUCACGUCAAAACCAAAGUUCUUUUCCUAG
Messenger RNA from Microsporum canis CBS 113480, 4920 nucleotides. RefSeq lists its product as hypothetical. Lineage: Eukaryota; Fungi; Ascomycota; Eurotiomycetes; Onygenales; Arthrodermataceae. Bases 1 to 4920 code for a protein of 1639 amino acids. The transcript is spliced from 6 exons. Gene Ontology annotation, cellular component: nuclear pore; nuclear pore inner ring. The record is from RefSeq and is a predicted model, not a curated record. Gene Ontology annotation, molecular function: structural constituent of nuclear pore. Gene Ontology annotation, biological process: nuclear pore organization.